Centruroides sculpturatus (bark scorpion) is the source of this 1051-nucleotide messenger RNA. RefSeq lists its product as uncharacterized. The transcript has 6 exons. The record is from RefSeq and is a predicted model, not a curated record. Gene Ontology annotation, biological process: regulation of DNA-templated transcription. Bases 56 to 922 code for a protein of 288 amino acids. Gene Ontology annotation, molecular function: DNA-binding transcription factor activity; sequence-specific DNA binding; zinc ion binding. Lineage: Eukaryota; Metazoa; Arthropoda; Arachnida; Scorpiones; Buthidae.
CGAAAAGCCUUAGUAUCGUUAACGAAUUCUCUCAUUUUCUGAAAAGAAUUGUGAAAUGUCGACCGUAGGAAUGGACAACUUCAAAUUGCCAUACGUAACGAAAAGAUUGAAGAUAAAGUUUAGUAGAAGAGCAGUAAAUGAAGAAUUUAGAGCAAGAGUAUGCAAAAAUCGAUCUAAGAAUAAAGUGGUUGUCAGAAAAUGUGUAAUUUGCAAAGUUAAUGAAGCCAUACUAAAUACAUAUGGGUCGUUGGCUUGCUUGUACUGUUUGGAUUUCUUCUAUGAUUGCGUAUCCAACUUGGUAGUGUCACAAUGUAUAAAGAAUGGCAAUUGUCCACGUCUUCCUGACGAUUGUAACUUUUGCAAGUUAAAUAGAUGCUACGAUGCCGGAAUGAAGGCGCAACUGAUUGAUUGUGGGGAAACUUACUCAAUUUUGCGCUCUAUUCGUUUCACUCAAUCACCACGAGGAAUCAGGUUCCUGAAGAAGAGAGACAAAAAACAAUUAUUUGAGUGUAUACCUUGCCUUAGAGAUAUGUUUCUCAACACUAUAUUCUCUAUGGAACAGUUUACAUGUUUACCAAUAACAAGAAAACAAUUCCUUCUGUCAAAAGCAAUGAUAAGAGGAAUAAUCAUGGAACUCGUCGAGAUGUGCCUUCAGGUUCAUAAUGUCUUGAGAUUGAAAACAUCCUUUGUCGAUCCUCAUGUAUCUCGCAGUGAAUUUGUUAGAGAUUUUGGUAUAAAUGUUUUACGCCUCACAGAAGCUAUCAGGACGAAUAAGAAUAACGGAAUUUUCUCGUUCUAUAACAUUAAGCUAUUUCUGAUAUUUCAAAGGAGUAAGUACAAAUUUGUUUUACUAUAUGCAUUUUUAAACAUUAAGAAUAUUUACUUUUUUUAUAUAAUUUCUUUUAGGAAUCUAUUUCCCUAACAAUAUUUAUUUAACGAGACGUUUAAAUACGGAAAAUGAACUUAUUGAAAUUAUAGAAAAGUUAUUUAAUGAAAAUCUUGAAGCAAUGGAAUGUAUAUGGAAAAUUUCCCGUGUUCCUCCGUCUGAAGA